AUGGAUGUUGUUGUAGGGAUGUUGAGCGCAUUGGACGAGGCUGUGGGCCGCGUGGUGACGGCAUUAAAGGACACCGGUCACUACGACAACUCUGUCAUCGUCUUCACCACCGACAAUGGUGGGCCGACUGGGAACGCUAGCAACUGGCCGCUCAGGGGCACCAAGUCUACACUGUGGGAAGGAGGCACCAGGGGCGUCGCCUUCCUCCACUCUCCACUCUUACCCAACUCUGGCACAGUCUCUCACCAGUUGAUGCACGUGACGGACUGGUUCAAGACGCUGGUGGGCUUGGCAGGAGCUACUGCCCCGCCAGACACUGAUGGAGUGGACCAAUGGGCGGCCAUCACAGGCUCCGCCCCCUCGCCCAGGACUCACAUGAUCUACAACAUCGAGAACAAUACAGACUUUAGAGCAGGAGUCAGGAUGGGUGACUACAAGCUGUUUUGGGAGACCCAGGCUCUGGGGAGUGGACAUAUCCCCCCGAGAACUCCAGCUUCACUACUGACAUCAACCUCAACAUUGAAGAAUUAACUGAUAUAUUUGAGUCCCAACAUCAUAUAACACAGUCAGAUCCAAGGCAUCUUAGAGCAGUAGACUUUAGUCAAAAUCAACCUGGACUCAUCGAAGCAAGUGUAAGCUUCGAUCAUACCCAGUCUGGUCCCACGCAAGCAAGUGCAGGCUUAGAUCAUACCCAGUCUGGUCCUAUCCAAGCAAGUACAGGCUUAGAUCAUACCCAUUCUGGUCCCACCCAAGCAAAUGUAGACUUAGAUCAUACCCAGUCGAGUCCCACCCAAGCUAAUGUUGGUGCAUAUCACUCCCAGUCUGGUCCCACCCAAGCAAGUGUUGGUGCAGAUCAUACCCAGUCUGGUCCAAUCCAAGCAAGUGCUAGCUUAGAUCAUACCCAGUCUGAUCCAAUCCAUGCAAAUGUACAUAUAGAUUAUACCAAACCUAAUCUCAUGAAAUUGAAGGAAUUGGAAAUUAUCGAAAAGGAGAACAGCAAAAUGUUGGAGAGUGACAAGAUAAGCAAAUAUUUGCUAGAUGCAGACGGCGGCGUGAGUGGCAGACUCCUCAUUUCUAGGGGACACCCUGCUUCUGGCCAUAGCGGGAACACACAGGAGGGGCACAUGUCUGGGGGACACCUUGCUUCUGGCCAUAGCGGGAACACACAGGAGGGGCACAUGUCUGGGGGACACCGUGCGUCUGGCCAUAGCGGGAACACACAGGAGGGGCACAUGUCUGGGGGACACCGUGCGUCUGGCCACAGCAAGGACACACACGAGAGGCAGGGUGAGGGCCAGCUGACCAUCCAGCAGCUGCUGCAAUAUCUCAAUACCAACAUCACCGAGAUCAGACUCUAUAAUAUCACAGCGGAUCCAGAGGAGAGAGUCAACCUGGCGGAGAUAGAGGAGGGUGUUGUUGUGGAGAUGCUGUACUUUCUUCUGGAGCAAAUGUCACGUUACGUUCCCGCCGACAUCAAGUCUGAUGACCCUGCUGGUGAUCCAUCUAACUUUAACAAUAUCUGGACCCCAGGAUGGUGUGACCCAUAAUAAUCUAACUUCAACAAUAAUUGAUCCCCAGGACAUCUUCAAUUUCCAGCCGGUGAUUGGUGUGAGAGGGCAUAGUGGACGGUUGUCGGAAUGUGAUGCUCUAAAUGAAACUACAGAAAUGCUCUAUAGGAAACUAAGAACAAAAACUACAACAUCUCCACUAAAAUUAUAUUAUAAAUCCACCAUGCAUAGUGAACAUAAAAAAGAAGAACGAAUAAUGAAAGAAAUAAUCCGUAAAGGAGUAAAAAGCCUAACUCCUAACCAAAACGUAGACCUAAUCAUGUUCUAUAAAACAAAGAACACUACGACCACCUUAUUAAAAAAGCCCGAAGCCGAUGGAGAACCCUUUACAGCAGUCCAACGUGGUAUAUAUGUACACCUGCCACCCCCCCAUCCCCACCCCACGAAGGAUGUAACCUUCAACCUAAGUACAUAGA
Procambarus clarkii (red swamp crayfish) is the source of this 1984-nucleotide messenger RNA. RefSeq names its product arylsulfatase B. Lineage: Eukaryota; Metazoa; Arthropoda; Malacostraca; Decapoda; Cambaridae. The record is from RefSeq and is a predicted model, not a curated record.